AUGAUAGAGCCUCUCAUUUAUCACGAACUUAAUUCACCAUUAACGUCACUGACGUUAAUUUUUUGUGGUACUCAACCACGUAAAAUUUUAUAGGAAACUGUAUAUAUAUAGGAGCAGGGCCGUAUACAAAAGUCACACGUUCAUGAUAUUAUGAAACACGUUCACGUACCACAUACAAAUAUUUUGCGCUUUAUACAUUAACCGAUAUAAAACGUUUGAUAUUUAUAGAGAUUACGAAUAUUAAUUUUGUAUAUUAAUGUAUUAUACUAGAGUUACAAGGAUGUGUGCCUUUGGACACGCGGUUUACAAGACAAAAUGAAACAAAAGUAAAAGAGAAGAGGAAGAGAAGAAAAACUUGUUGUACGUUUUUCAAAUAAACAACUGAAUUCUCUCUACUUCAAUAGCUCUCUGCUUCCUUGAGCGAAACAGAAAGGCUUUAUUGAUAGGAGACGUGGCGAGUUUUCAUCCGAAAAACAAAUGAUGUUACUUGUAUUACACAGAGUUUAUUACAAUUUGCUAUGUACAAUGGCUUGCCUAUGUAAAAUGAAAAUCGUUUUCUUAUCAAAGGCAGAAUUUGAACUAGUGUGUUACUUGAAUUGAAUUUAUCAUCUCCUCUAUAAUCUCCAGCAUAGUCUUUAAUUGCAUAUUUUCGUGGAGUCUAUCCUCCAGUACUUCCAGAGCUUCUCCUUUCUCCAUAAAUUCUUUUAAAUUAUACAUCGUACCAUUUGGUAUUCUGUGAUCCGUGAGCCGAUCUUGAUUGAAAUUAUACGUCCUAAUUUUUUCAUUCCUUAAUCUCGUUCCUAUUUGUUUCUUGCGUAUUUUGUUAAUAAAUGAAAUCUGUUUGUCUAACUGUUCCUCAAAUAAAAGGGUUUUCAGUUUUCUCAAUGCUAGCUUUUUAUUUUUUAUUUGAGAUCUAUCUGCCUGGCAAGUUACAAUUUUACCAGUAGGUAUAUGAGUUAUUCUGAUUGCUGAAUCUGUAGUGUUUACAUGUUGGCCUCCAGCUCCGGAUGCUUUUUUUGAUUCUAUUAUCAAAUCUUUCUCCUCUAACUUAACAUCUAUAUCUUUGGGUUCUGGUAAGACUGAUACAACAGCUGUACUGGUAUGUAUACGACCAGAUUUCUCUGUUGCUGGAAUUCUUUGUACUCUAUGCACACCACUUUCAUAUUUUAAUUUUUUGAAAGCGUUACUAUCUGUUAUUAACAAACUAGCUCUUUUUAAUCCACCUGAUUCAACCAACUCUAAUAUUUCAUAAGUAAAUCCCAGAUGUUCUAAGUAACUUAUAUACAUAGCUAAUAAAUCUUUUGCAAACAACAUAGCUUCUUGACCACCUACACCUGGUGCUAUUUCUAUAAUAACGUUGUCAUAAUUGUCCAAACUUCCAUACUGCAAAAUAACAUCUAAAAUUUUUUCAUCAAUCUGUGACAUCUGUUGCAUAUACAUUGAUUCUUCCUCCUUGGCAAGAUCUUUCAUUUCUUCAUUUUCACAUACUGAAACAUGAAGUACAUAGAUUUAUAAACAUCGAAGAAAGGAGUUUAGUCAUAAACUUUUAUGUAAUAGUAAACGAUGCAAAAUACAUACCAAAGUCGUUCAAGCUUUUUAUGUUUUCAAUUAUUUUAAUUUUGUCGUUCAACAGUGGCGGGAUUUCACAUAACUUAAGAAUUUCAGAAAUGCUUGCUCCUUGUUCCUUUCUGUCAUUGCCUUGAUACGCAUUCAUAAGAUGAUUUAAAUAUUUCUUGACAUUUUCAUUAGUUACGAGUAAAUUCGCUUUUGAACAAAAUAAUUGUUGCACAGGUAAAUUAACCACCCUGUUAAGGUUAAACAACACCGGACAGCGUGAUUCAAACAAUUUAUUUGUAAUUAUGAAAUUUCUACAAUAUUGGCAAAUGUUGAACGAGCAUCCUUUUAAGGGAAACAUGUUUUAUUACAUACUAUCAUACAAUCAUAAUAUAUUUCACAUUUUUAUACAACUUGAAGUAAAAAUAUAACCUCCUAUCUCAUACUUGCAGUUACAACUGAAGAGUGACAACACGUGCUAUCAGUGUAGAAAACAUUAAGGAAAUACAAAGUUUCAUAAAUAACAUAUAUAUUCCUAAAGUUUAAAAUAUUUUGGUUAAAAUACAAAUUCAUACCUGUGUGAGAAGUUGGAAUUCCUGCAGACUUAGAAAUAGAAGACGAAACGUUCACUUAAGUACGAUAUUUUGAUUUUUCUCUAUUGGUAACACUUAGUUUCUCCAUCAUUUGCAAUCUCGAUUCAAUUAAAUUUUUACAUAAUAGUGUGAUAAAUUUUUUUUCUUCGCUUCAUUUUACUACAUUUUUUACGUAGUUUAAUUCGAAUACGUAAUUUAUUAGAAAAGCAGGUAUUUAUUAUAGGCUCGCGUAAACUCGUAAAAUAUACGAAAUAUUUCAAUUUCAAUUAUGAAAUCGUUAUAUAUAUGUAUGUAUGCACAUAUUUACUAUUUAUAUACUAUUUAUUUUAAUGAAUUUAUAUAUUGAAUUGAAUAAUAAAUAUGUAAUUAGAUUGUAAAUUAGAUUGAAAAAUGUAUCGUACCAAUUGUAUCGAUUUUCUAUAACGAGUAUUUAGAAUUUCAUAUAUAUAUAUCUAAAUACAUAUUAUAUACACAUAUAUAUAUAAUUCAUUUCUAGUAUACUUCGCUCUAUUCUAAACAAUGGUAUAUAAUAACUAUGCAAAUAUAAUAUAUAUAAAAAUAUAUAGUUAAUAUUAAAAUAAAUUCAUUUAUGAAUCAAUAA
Messenger RNA from Heterotrigona itama, 2748 nucleotides. NCBI's taxonomy places the organism in Eukaryota, Metazoa, Arthropoda, Insecta, Hymenoptera, Apidae. The record is from the annotation of a GenBank genome assembly.